Mercenaria mercenaria is the source of this 1090-nucleotide messenger RNA. RefSeq lists its product as uncharacterized. The coding region runs from base 103 to 519 and encodes 138 amino acids. The transcript is spliced from 3 exons. The record is from RefSeq and is a predicted model, not a curated record. NCBI's taxonomy places the organism in Eukaryota, Metazoa, Mollusca, Bivalvia, Venerida, Veneridae.
CUUUGGCCUUAGUCAACUAAUAGGCCUUACUAAUAACUAUUUCAGUAGUAAGAAAACGAUAAAGUUAGAUAAAGUUUGCAUAGUCUGAAUUGUAGAAGAAAAAUGGAUUUUGUGAAGAAAUUACUGUGUCUAGCAGUAUUGUCUUUUGUAACAUCAGCUGUAAACGGUUGCGGACGUUUGAAAUGCUAUAAAUGUAACUCCCAGGACUCGCCGAAUACUUGCGGAAAAGAUAACUUUAAUGCUGGUGUCCACUCUAGUGACACAACAAGUGGUUCCACAAGUGAUCUUUCUGGAGGAACCAGCUGUAUUCAGGGAUGGGCUAUAAAUGAUAAAGGAACUUAUUAUUAUCGUGACAAAUCUAAUGAAUUCGAGCACGAUGGGUGUGAGACACCACAAAAAUGUUACUGUAACGAAGAUCUGUGCAACACGAAUGGUUCACGUGUGAUAUCCAUGACAACAGUAGCGACAACGCUCAUCUCUUUCUUUGGGAUUUUGCUAGUGAAGAGGAUUCUGAUAUGAAAUAUGACUAAGAAAGAACAAUAUAUUUAUGAAAUAUAAAAAACAUAAAAUAUCAGCGAAUAUUUUUUUUCAUAUUUUUUAUGUCAAGGUGUACAUGUUUUGGCCCUAAAACACUCACGCGCACAUAUUAACUCAAUAGACGUCUACGCACUUCUACGUUAUAUCGCGGGACAUGUCACCUCCGUAUUUUAACCCUGAUAAAAUACGGCCAUGCGUUGACGUCGCGCCGACCUACUACAUUUUGCGUCAUACAUGCGCCAAAAAUAAUAUAUAUACAUGUUUAUGUAAAACACAUAUUAGAAUCGAAACAAAAUAUAGCAUACCAUGUUUGAUCAGAUCUAAACACUCCGAAUCGGUUAUACGCCGCAAGUAAUAUUUCACUGUCUGCUGUCCGCACUCUAGCUAUGUUUCGAUAUAUCAAAACACGGUUCCGCUAUAUAUUACAUAUUAUUGUAUUUCUUAAAUGAAGUAUAAAACUGAUUUUUGUUGUAGAGUUUUAUUGUCGCAUUAUCUCAUUUUUAUGAUAAAUUUUGCACUAUUUCUAUACCAAUAAAAUACUGUACAGAAUGAA